CGCCUUUCUAGACUGCGCUCAGUUCCAUUAUAGUAUGUCGUCCACAUAAGUUAUCACAACGUCAUCCCUCCUCCAAAAAUACGCCACGAUCCUGGUCCCCUCUGGCAACAAUAAUGACUAUGUCGUGCCCUCUCCACAAUCACUCGUUGCGCAUCGAAGGCAACAAGAUCGCCCAGAUCGCAUCGGAGAUCACCCCGCCGUCUGCCCCCACCCACACCAUCGACUGCACGGGCAAGAUCAUCUCCCCCGGCUUAAUCGAUACUCACCACCACUUGUGGCAGACCGAGCCAAGGAACGCCAUGCGGAUCACUUCUGAUCGAGGGGAGCUGGGAGGCUGUCUGGAGGCUCUGGACGCGGGCGCAACCACUGUGGUGGACCAUGCUGAUAUGAAUCUAGGCUCGAUCGAGGUGGGCAAGCUUGCGGACCUGGUAAUCUUUGAUGGCCAGGGCCCGGAAAUGAUCUGCGCCGCGAGAAAGACUCCCGUGGCGGCCAUUGUCCUGCAUUCGUCUAUGCGCAAUGCGGAUACGGUGAUUUACAUGGGGGGAUUCGCCAGCAAGGAGGCAAGAUGCUGUCUGUAG
Aspergillus saccharolyticus JOP 1030-1 is the source of this 578-nucleotide messenger RNA. RefSeq names its product amidohydrolase family protein. The transcript has 4 exons. Gene Ontology annotation, molecular function: hydrolase activity, acting on carbon-nitrogen (but not peptide) bonds. Bases 114 to 578 code for a protein of 154 amino acids. The record is from RefSeq and is a predicted model, not a curated record. NCBI's taxonomy places the organism in Eukaryota, Fungi, Ascomycota, Eurotiomycetes, Eurotiales, Aspergillaceae.